AUGGCUGAUAGUGGUGGUGAUGUUGGUAGCCGGUUGUUUCUGUUGGUUGUUGGUGGGACGAUGCGUGCCAACAGUGGUGUGUGGGAUGUUGUAUGGUGUAUGGUUGGACGUUGGACAAGUUUGGAAAGAGUAUUCGCUGAAUUGUUAGCGGGGUGUAAAAACCAUAGUGUUGAGCACUCUCAUUGGUCAAAAGAUCGUUUGUUUCUUUUGUUAGCGAUCGUAACCACAAUUUAUAUGAUAACAACAUUAAACUACAGAUUCUUUCUAAAAUCUGGUGGGGUCGAAGCUUCGACCAUAAGAGAAGCUAAUGAUUAA
Heterostelium album PN500 is the source of this 315-nucleotide messenger RNA. RefSeq lists its product as uncharacterized. NCBI's taxonomy places the organism in Eukaryota, Evosea, Eumycetozoa, Acytosteliales, Acytosteliaceae. The record is from RefSeq and is a predicted model, not a curated record. The transcript is spliced from 4 exons. The coding region runs from base 1 to 315 and encodes 104 amino acids.